This is a messenger RNA of Anoplopoma fimbria (sablefish), 1968 nucleotides long. It is a transcript of the gene lhcgr, whose product is annotated as luteinizing hormone/choriogonadotropin receptor. The record is from RefSeq and is a predicted model, not a curated record. Lineage: Eukaryota; Metazoa; Chordata; Actinopteri; Perciformes; Anoplopomatidae. Gene Ontology annotation, cellular component: membrane. Gene Ontology annotation, molecular function: luteinizing hormone receptor activity. Gene Ontology annotation, biological process: ovarian follicle development; ovulation cycle process; male gonad development.
AUGUCUCUGUACUGGAAGUUCUUCAGGUUUCUCUAUCACUUGUCUUUGCACACACUUUUAAGCCAUUCUUUUGAGGGUUUGAAACGAGUCCAGAGGGUCUAUGUUUCUGCUCUAUACUCAGUGAUACCCAUUGAAGCGUUGGCGUUCAAUAACCUAUUCAACCUCUCUGAAAUCUCAAUCCAGAACGCCAGGAGUCUGAUGCACAUUGGCAGAAAGACAUUUCAUAACCUCCCCAAACUACGUUAUUUGAGCAUCUCAAAUACUGGGAUAACAACUCUUCCUGACAUUACAUCUAUCAAUUCUCUUGAAUCAGAGUUUGUCUUGGAUAUCUGUGACAACCCGUAUCUACUGGAAAUACCUCCAAAUGCCAUCACUGGAAUGACAAAAGAAUACAUCACUAUGAACCUGUACAACAAUGGCAUCAGAGAAAUACACUACCAUGCCUUCAACGGGAAGGAUAAACUGGUGUUAAAGAAUAAUCGAAACCUCAGAGUGAUCCAUAGAGAUGCUUUCAAAGGAGCCAAGGGCCCUGGAGUCUUGGACGUGUCUGCGACAGCUAUCGCGAAGUUACCACCACAGGGUCUGGAUACAGUUCUGGUGUUGUUAGCUCAGUCAGCGUACAACCUGAAGAGUCUGCCACCGCUGCAAGGACGAGAGGCCCAUCUCACCUAUAGUUUUCACAGAUGUGUUUGUGUGUCUCAUAUGGACAUUGCUAUCAAUCCUGCAUGGAAUAAUGUCUCAGCAUAUUGUGAUGAGAGUGACCCAUCAGCAAGGGUUCAGCAUGUGAUUGGAGGUUCAGCAGACACGACUCUAGUGAAGGACUUGCCAUUUUUCUCAGAUGUUGAUCCGCUUGUUGAGGACGAAGGCUUUGGAAACGUGAAUUUCCAUCCAACCUUGGUUUGCACACCUGAAGCAGAUGCUUUCAAUCCCUGUGAGGACAUAGCAGGCUUCAGUUUUCUCAGAGUUGCCAUUUGGUUCAUCAACAUACUGGCCAUCACAGGUAACCUGACGGUGCUCCUGGUCUUCUUCACCAACCGGAUCAAGCUGACAGUGCCCCGCUUCCUCAUGUGCCACCUGGCUUUUGCAGACCUCUGCAUUGGGAUCAUCUACCUUCUGAUGAUAGCUACUGUAGACUUGCGCACACAAGGUCACUACAGUCACCACGCUAUUGAAUGGCAGACAGGACCUGGCUGUAGUGCUGCAGGCUUCCUGUCUGUGUUUGGUGGGGAGCUGUCAGUCUACACACUUUCCAGCAACACCCUGGAGCGCUGGCACACCAUCACCAACGCUCUGCAGAUAGAGCGCCGUCUGGCACUCACACACGCAGCGAGUAUAAUGGCAGCAGGCUGGCUCAUCUGUCUGGGGAUGGGGAUGCUGCCCCUGGUCGGUGUGAGCAGUUACACCAAAGUCAGCAUGUGCUUACCCAUGGACAUUGAGACGCCUCUGGCUCAGGCCUUCAUCAUAGUUAUCCUGCUCUUCAACGUGGCUGCCUUCGUUGUUGUGUGCAUUUGUUACGUGCUGAUCUAUCUGGCAGUGAAGAACCCGGAGAUCCCUGGAAGAAGUGCUGACACCGAGAUCGCAAAGCGCAUGGCUGUGCUCAUCUUCACAGAUUUUCUCUGCAUGGCGCCCACCUCCUUCUUUGCCAUCUGUGCUGCGUUCAAGGUUCCCCUCAUCACAGUUACUUACUCCAAGAUUCUGCUGGUCCUCUUCUUCCCCAUCAACUCGCAUGCCAACCCCCUCCUUUACGCCAUCUUUACCAAGGCUUUCAGGAAGGACGCAUAUCAGCUCAUGAGCGCCAUGGGCUGCUGUAAAAGCAAGGCCAGUGUUUAUCGCAUAAAGGCUUACUGCUGCAAAAAUAAUAUCAAGAGCAACCUGAGAUCCAAUCAUUAAGGAUCCCACACAGGACUGAGGCUGGCCGACAUGCAACAACGGAGCCCACCCCUGAAAGAGGAGGUAGAGCUCACCUGA